CGUGGGUCUCUGCCUUUUUCUUUCGGGGCGGGGCCAGGGCCGAGCCAGGGCGCAAGUCUGCGCUUUGGGGAAUCUGGACGCCUGGCAAAGGCCCCCGCUGCCCUCCCCUCCCUGUCCGCGCCCUCGCGCCCCGGCUUCGCGCUUGCGGGGCUUGCUGAGGCCGCUGAGAACUGCUGACGCGCCUCUGGCUGCUUCUCCGCCACACUCUGCCCGCAGACUGUGAGGCAUCGUCCGGAAGUGUGCGCGGCUCUGGGUUGUUUACACCGCGGAGGACUGCGGGUCGCCCACACCCGCGCUCCGUGCUGCCUCGGCAGCCACGCGUCGGCCACAUGCCCGCCUGUGCUUGUGAUUCCCGUGCCUGCUGCCUUGAUUUCCUUCUGACAUCCGAUGGUUUUUGCCUAACCAGGCCUAUGUUUUCCUUCUUCAGGACUGCCACAAGGUAAAAGAAUGUCACAUGUCAGCAUUUGUACCUAAAGUCAGCAUGCAAAUUUCAGGGUACAUGGACGAAUGCCAGCUUUUGCAUUUCCCAUGUGUUUCCUGUGACCAUUCUAUCUGGGUUUCAUUCUGGGAAAUUACAUUGAGGAUAGAGCCUGUUUGUUACCUUAUCCAUGCAUUUUUCUGCUUAUUUAAAUUAUUUUACUUCACCAAGCCAUUCAUUUUUUUAAAGAACAUCCUUCAAAGAGUCCGUGCGUCUUACUGAGGACACCUGACCUUUUGAAGCUUCGUAAUUCCCAUCUAGAUGUCACCAGUCUUUCCCAUGUUAACAGUUCUGACUAUGUUUUAUUAUAUAUGCCUUCGGCGCCGAGCCAGGACAGCUACAAGAGGAGAGAUGAUGAACAGCCAUAGAACCAUAGAAUCAAACAGCCGGACUUCCCCUCUCAAUGCAGAGGUGGUCCAGUAUGCCAAAGAAGUAGUGGAUUUCAGUUCCCAUUAUGGAAGUGAGAAUAGUAUGUCCUAUACUAUGUGGAAUUUGGCUGGUGUACCAAAUGUAUUCCCAAGUUCUGGUGACUUUACUCAGACGGCUGUGUUUCGAACUUAUGGGACAUGGUGGGAUCAGUGUCCUAGUGCUUCCUUGCCAUUCAAGAGGACGCCACCUAAUUUUCAGAGCCAGGACUAUGUGGAACUUACUUUUGAACAACAGGUGUACCCUACAGCUGUUUAUGUUCUAGAAACCUAUCAUCCUGGAGCAGUCAUUAGAAUUCUUGCUUGUUCUGCAAAUCCCUAUUCCCCAAAUCCACCAGCUGAAGUAAGAUGGGAGAUUCUUUGGUCAGAGAGACCUACGAAGGUGAAUGCUUCCCAAGCUCGCCAGUUUAAACCUUGUAUUAAGCAGAUAAAUUUUCCCACAAAUCUUAUACGACUGGAAGUAAAUAGUUCUCUUCUGGAUUAUUACACUGAAUUAGAUGCAGUUGUGCUACAUGGUGUGAAGGACAAGCCAGUGCUUUCUCUCAAGACUUCACUUAUUGACAUGAAUGAUAUAGAAGAUGAUGCCUAUGAAGAAAAGAAUGGCUGUGGAAUGGACAAUCUUAACAAAAAGUUUAGCAGUGCUGUCCUCAGGGAAGGGCCAAAUAAUGGGUAUUUUGAUAAACUACCUUAUGAGCUUAUUCAACUGAUUCUGAAUCAUCUUACACUACCAGACCUGUGUAGAUUAGCACAGACUUGCAAACUACUGAGCCAGCAUUGCUGUGAUCCUCUACAAUACAUCCACCUCAAUCUGCAACCAUACUGGGCAAAACUAAAUGACACCUCUCUGGAAUUUCUCCAGGCUCGAUGCACUCUGGUCCAGUGGCUUAAUUUAUCUUGGACUGGCAAUAGAGGCUUCAUCUCUGUUACAGGAUUUAGCAGGUUUCUGAAGGUUUGUGGAUCUGAAUUAGUACGACUUGAAUUGUCUUGCAGCCACUUUCUUAAUGAAACUUGUUUAGAAGUUAUUUCUGAGAUGUGUCCAAAUUUACAGGCCUUAAAUCUCUCCUCCUGUGACAAGCUACCACCUCAAGCUUUCAACCACAUUUCCAAGUUAUGCAGCCUUAAACGACUUGUUCUCUAUCGAACAAAAGUAGAGCAAACAGCACUGCUCAGCAUUUUGAACUUCUGUUCAGAGCUUCAGCACCUCAGUUUGGGCAGUUGUGUCAUGAUUGAAGACUAUGAUGUGAUAGCUAGCAUGAUAGGAGCCAAGUGUAAAAAACUCCGGACCCUGGAUCUAUGGAGAUGUAAGAAUAUUACUGAGAAUGGAAUAGCAGAACUGGCUUCUGGGUGUCCACUUCUGGAGGAACUUGACCUCGGCUGGUGCCCAACUCUGCAGAGCAGCACUGGGUGCUUCACCAGACUGGCACGCCAGCUCCCAAACUUGCAAAAACUCUUUCUUACAGCUAACAGAUCUGUGUGUGACACAGACAUUGAAGAAUUGGCAUGUAAUUGUACCAGGUUACAGCAGCUGGACAUAUUAGGAACAAGAAUGGUAAGUCCGGCAUCCUUAAGAAAACUCCUGGAAUCUUGUAAAGAUCUUUCCUUACUUGAUGUGUCCUUCUGUUCACAAAUUGAUAACAGAGCUGUGCUAGAACUGAAUGCAAGUUUUCCAAAAGUGUUCAUAAAAAAGAGCUUUACUCAGUGACUUAAUAUACGUUCUGUAAUAAAUUUAAUGUGCUUCGGUGGGGUUUUAUUUUGGGAUUGGUUUUGGGUUUUGUUUUUAGUUGUUUUAAUGGUAAGAAAUAAGACAUUUGUAGGUUUUAAAGAAAAUUAUGAAAUUGUUCAUUAAAUCAAGUAAAAAUGUGCACAAAUAUUUCCAUAUAAUAUUGUAAGCACUUUUCUUCAAGAAUAUGUGAGUGGAUGAUAUUAUUUUUACCUUAUGUUAAUCAGUGAUAUUAUGCUUUAGUAAUUAAUGUGAUUGAUAAAAGAAUAACAUGGAGACAUGCUAACUUAUUUUUGAAGGAACACUGAGCAAUAAAGUAUCAUGGUAUUUAUGCAAAAAAAAGUUAAUUUUUUACUUUGGGAGGCCGAGGUGGGUGGAUCACAAGGUCAAGAGAUCGAGACCAUCCUGGUCAAAGUGGUGAAACCCCGUCUCUACUAAAAAUACAAAAAAUUAGCUGGGCAUGGUGGCGCGUGCCUGUAAUCCCAGCUAUUCAGGAGGCUGAGGCAGGAGAAUUGCCUGAACCCAGGAGGUGGAGGUUGCAGUGAGCCGAGAUCGCGCCAUUGCACUCCAGCCUGGGUAACAAGAGCGAAACUCCAUCUCGGAAAAAAAAAAAAAAGUUAAUUUUUUACACCUCCAUGUAAAGAUCUUAUUCAGCCUGUGACCUGGCAAGUGUUUUAUUUGGUAUGUACAAAAUGGUCAGAGCUAGUUGGAGAAAGAGACAUGCUUUUCCAGCUAUUUGGUUAUUUCUCUAGAUUAACUGUUCAACUGGAAAAUUUGUAGGUUUUCUAGCCAGGUGUGGUGGUGUGUAGUCCUAGCUGCACAGGAGGCGGAGGCAGGAGGAUUACUUGAGAUGGGAUUUUGAGAUGCUAGUGUAUUUAUGAUUGCACCUGUGAACAGCCACUGUACUUCAACCUGGGCAAUGUAGGAGGUCCCUUUCUCUUAAAAAAAUCAAAUUGUAGUGUUUCCACUUUUCUUCUGAUAUAUUUGUCUAUUUCACUACUGGAUAAUACCAAUAUAAAAAUAUGGGUAUAAUCAAGAAUAAGAGGUAAACUACUAAGUAAAAAAGCUUUCCAACUUUUAGAAGCAGAUGCCUUAAUAUUUUGCCAGAGGUAAAGUUUUGAAGUUUCUGAAUUAUAUGUAUAUUUUCCUUAUAUAUUAAAAAAUCAUAAAUGUGGGAAGAUACAUGUAUAUAUAUAAAUUAUACAAAUAAAAUGAUUUUUCCUGUGCUCUGUGACCUUAAAUAUUAGAAAUCAACUCUGGGGGGGGAUACAGGGGGGACAAAAAAUUAAAAACAUACAUUGUUUUGUUAAAAAAUGAAUUCUGCUACUGAGAAAGACAGAUAUUAUUUUGUGGCAUGAAAAGACACAGCUGCUUUGAACAGAAAACUAAUAUUAACUGUGUAGUAUAACAAAAUUCAUUGUCCUACUCAGUGCAAAAUGGUUGUAUUCCAACAUCCACACACCCUAGAGUGAGCCUGUAGAACUGUGUCAGUAUAGUAACCACUAAUAUUAUGUGACUAUUUUAUUAAUUUUAACUGAAUUCAAGUAAAAAUUUAUAUGUACUAGCUACAUGUCAAGUGUUCAGUAGUCACAUGAGGAUAAUGCUUCCUUUGUGUCUGACACUGUUUCUUGUGCUUUGCAUUUACUAAUUUGGUUUUCACACCAACCCUGUGAGAUAAAUGUCAUUACUUAACCCCAUUUACAGAUGAGGAAACUGAGGCAAAGAUAAAAGAAUUUGAAGAAUUUACCCAUGAUUAUAUAACUGCUAGUGGCAGAGCCAGUAUAUAAAUACAGGCCAUCUGGCUUCUGAAGCAGUGCAUUCAGCCUGUGCUUUUAAGUGUCCAGGGUAGCUUCUGGCUCUAUCUAGGGUAGAGAUCAGGAGACUUUUUCUAUAAUGGGACAGAUAGUAAAUAUUUUAGGCUUUGUGGGCUAAGAGGUAAAACUGAGAUUGUUAUGUAGGUACUUAAAUAACUAGAGAGAAAUAAAAUUUGCACAAAAAUUUUAUUGACAAAAUUCAAAACAAUAAUUGAGGACAAUUUUUUUUUGUAAUGCGGGUUUACUAAUGAAAAUAAUUAAAUAUUUGGGGGGGGAUCACAUUUCACUUAACUGAGGCUCAGAGUUAAUGUUUCCUGUCAUCAAAGUUGAUUAUAAUUACUCAUUUGUUAAUGCUGAUCUUCAAUAAGAUUUUAUGUAUUUUACUUUUGAAAAUUUCUUACAGAUAGAUGUCAAAUACUUAUAUUAAUCCAUGAGAAUAUGAUUUUCGUUGAGUGUAUUCAUCACUUGGAAGGUUAUUUCUUGAUAUUUUCCUUUUAGCAUGUUAUUACGUUGCAGCUUAAUCACUUCCAAAGAUUAGGUGGAAGCUCCUCAAUUGUAUUGUUAGAUCAAUUUUUGAAAAGUGGAAAUUUCCUUUGCACUUGCAAACUCCAAAAAACACUGUGGGAACUAUAGUGUGAGCUACAAAUUUGUGUGAGAAUGGAGAUCCUGCUUCUUUGUCUUACCUUUUGAUAGCACAAGAAAUGUGUAAAGCAGCUUGUUGUUACUUGUAAUUCAAACAAUAUUGUCAUCAAAAUGACUUAAAUAUGUUUCACAUGUAAACACUUGUUUUGCCUUGUAAUUUUGGUUGAAUUCAUUUCAAAAUGUUAUUACAUCUUGAGCAAAAGCUAAAUUCCAAAGGCAUUCAGUGUUCCUUAACAGUGGUUGAGGACAUGUCUUCUUUUUCAGAAAAAUGUCAGUAUCAGCCUUGAACUCAAAAGCUCACUAUAGAACUAACACUAAUAUGGCAAUGUGGUUGGGCAAAUCAGAAUUUUCAUCUUCCGUAUCUGACAAAAGAUAACUGAACCAUUGAUGUUUAAUCUGUCAGCAACUAUGGGAGCAAAUGAAGUUCAUUAUUGAUGCCGCUAAUUCAGUAAUACAAAAUGGAGUCAGCUGUAUCCCACAGAGUACCUGCGGAUGAAUAAUAUUCUUAUCUUUUCACAGGCUUUAUAAAUUUGACAAACGUAAUCUUUUUGCUUCACACAUUUUUAACACCACCAGUUAUAACACAUCUUAGUAGAUUCUACUUCAGGUUGCAUGAAAUUUGUGUUUUCUUCUUAGAAAAUAUUUAUGCUUGUAAUUGUUCCACACAGAUAAUUUAUAGACACUAAUUUCAGUCACUUCAACAUUGGCAUGGACUUAUCAAAUAAGCAGUAAAGGCAGUAUCAGUAAUAUCUGUUUACUCACCAAGAGCCAAGGAAAACCACUCAGGGUCAUUUGCCUUGUUUUUUUUUUUACUGACUGGUAAUGUUGUUCCCAAUGUUCUCAAUUUAAGCAACCAUUCUUGCCAAAAGGCUAAUUUAGUAGUCUUCAUCAAGUUUCCUAUGGACAGAUUUCUUCAGCUGAUACAGUCAAACACAAUUUAGUCAUUAUUGGUUGAAUGUUAACUGAGUCACUUUGGCUACAGCUUUAUUUUCAUAUUUGAUUUUUAUAAAUUUUGUAAUAAGAUCUUAUUUUAAAUGUUCUAGUUUUUCUGACAAUUACAUUGAUGAGUGCUUAGUCUGGUAAUUCCAGCAUAUAUAGUAUUUUUUUUUUUUAUUUUUUGAGACAGAGUCUCAUUCUGUUGCUUCGGCUGGAGUGCAUUGGCAUGAUCUCAGUGCACCGCAUCCUCUGCGCUCCGGGUUCAAGUGAUUCUCCCACCUCAGCCUCCCAAGUAGCUGAGAUUACAGUCACACGCAUCAAUGCCUGACUAAUUUUUGUGUUCUUAGUAGAGAUGGGGUUUCACCGUGUUGUCCAGGCUGGUCUUGAACUCCUGACCUCAAGUGAUCCACCCACCACGGCCUCCCAAAGUGCUAGGGUUACAGGCAUGAGCCACUGCAGCUGGGCACCCUGUAGUAUUCUUUAAGAACAGCUAUAGUGACAUUGCGUAUUAAACAUCAUACUCUGACAUUUAAUUUGAUUUUUAAAAAAUCCAUAUACUACUGUGCCUUUAAAAUGUCACUUUAAGUCUACUUUUCUUUUUUUCUCUUGUUUUGAUGUUAUAGAUAAACACUAGUAAUAAAAGGUUUAAAAAUAUUGUGGUAUGACAAUAUGUGUGGCACUCAAAAUGCUGGUAACUGUAUUACUGCAAUUUGUAGUGUGCCAAGUAGCAGUGCAAAAUGAUGACAGCACCACAUAAGUCUCUGUUGCAAGUAUUCAACUCUGCCAUUGUAAUUUGAAAGCAAUCAUAGACAAUACCUAAAUGAAUGGGUGCGACCAUGUUCCAGUAAAAUUUUAUUUAUGAGCACUGAAAGUUGAAUUUCACUUAACUUUCAUGUGUUACAAAAUACUACUGUUAGCCAUUAGACUAACAAAUUUGUAACCCCUACUCCAGAGUAUUCUCGAGUCAGUUAAUCCAUGUUUUCUUAUUCUUAAUUUUAUAAGCCACAUUCAAACCUGUUCUCAGCUGUUACCUUUCUUAUUUUGCCAUUUAGAUUUAAAAAUGAAGAACAGUGUUUUGUUAGAAAAGACAGUGUUUACUAUAACAAGAUAGAUAUGUAGACAAGAAAGAUAUUUAUGUAGACUCUCUGUUCAUUAAAUUUUGAAGCCAGAUGAUGCAUUGUUAGCUUUGACAACUGACUUAAAUUUUUGUGUAAUUAUUUAUCUUCGCAUUUUGCUCAGGUAAAUUAUCUUCCCAGAGUCUAGAAAUAAAGAUAUCCCUGAUCCUGUUUGAGAGCAGAGUUAAAUGAUCCUCUCAGUGUAAAUUGCUUUGAAAUAAGAUCUUCAAAAUAAAAAAUACAGGCAAUUAAUGUUCAGGUGCUUAGUUUUGAACCAAUAUGUAGCAAAGAAAAAGUAAUUUCUCUGUGUCAGCAUUUUUAUUUUUUGGCAUUUCCUAGGAAUUAACUGAAGAUUAAAAACUCGUUAAGUGCAAGUGUAUUGACACGAACCAAAGAGUCAGUAAAAAUUACAUUUGCCUACUAUGUGUGUGUGUAUCACAUAUUUGAGACAGGGUCUUAACUGUUGCCCAGGCUGGAGUGCAGUGGCAUGAUCUCAGCUUAUUGCAGCCUCAAUCUUCCAGGCUCAAGCGAUCCUCCCACCUCAGCCUCCCAGGUACCUGGGACUACAGGUACUAUCACGCCUGGCUAAUUUUUCAUUUGUCAUGGAGACACAGUUUUGCCAUGUUGCCUAUGUUGGUCUUGAACUCCUGGGCUCAAGUGAUCUUCCCACCUUGGCCUUCCAAAGUGUGGGAUUACGGGUGUAAGCCUCUACGUCUGGCCCAUAUAUGUUAAUAGUGAAUGUUCGGAUUUUCAUCUGUUACUUUCAGCUAUUAAAGGAUACCUAUAACAGACACAGUAAUUUGCAUUUUUUAAGUCAUUUAUGACACAUUUAUCAGUGUUAGUCUGCUUUUCUCCUUUGUACAUUUGAUAUUGAUACUUCAGAGAAACUUUUUAACUACCCUUAAAAUCUUGUCAAUGACCAUUAACUGCCAAUCAUCACCUCAUUUGCUUAUUGAAAACAUUGCUAGAAACGUAGGCUGUGAGUAUAAAUCCAUAGCUGUUUGAAUCAUUUUUUGGCAAUAGCUCACAUUCUGUUAAGAGUCAUUUACUUUAAUCAGAGAUUUGAUUUAUUUUUUUUUAUAAGUAGGGAUGGGGCCAAGAUUAUUCCUUUGGCACAGUAGUAAGUGUACUCAAGAUCUUUGCCUGUAAGCUUGAAUAUUUGGCUUAAAUUUUAUACAUAUAAAUAGUGUUAAAGGUAUAUUUGACUACAUUUUGAAAGGAAAAAGGAAGUCCUGUCAAAAUUGACAUUUAGGGAUAUUUUAAUCUAUGUAUUUUGUAAAGUAACAGUGUAUUAUAAAAAUUUAAAGGAAAAAAUUUAAAAGCAAAACAGUCAUAUGAUCAGAUAAAUAGAAUACACCAAAGAUAAAACAAGUCUCUGUUGCAAAUGAAGUCUGUACAGACACUGAGAUAUUUUAAUUUUAUUUACAAAAAAUGUUCAAUGUCUAAUGAUUUCUGUUGUUUGUAUUCUGUACUUUAGAGUAAUAAAAAUAAGCUUUACUAUCUCA
Molecule: messenger RNA, 8635 nt
Organism: Callithrix jacchus (white-tufted-ear marmoset)
Lineage: Eukaryota; Metazoa; Chordata; Mammalia; Primates; Cebidae
Gene: FBXL4
Product: F-box and leucine rich repeat protein 4
Biological process (GO): SCF-dependent proteasomal ubiquitin-dependent protein catabolic process
Cellular component (GO): SCF ubiquitin ligase complex
Molecular function (GO): protein binding
Source: RefSeq, a predicted model, not a curated record